Penicillium bovifimosum is the source of this 2490-nucleotide messenger RNA. RefSeq lists its product as uncharacterized. Bases 1 to 2490 code for a protein of 829 amino acids. The record is from RefSeq and is a predicted model, not a curated record. Lineage: Eukaryota; Fungi; Ascomycota; Eurotiomycetes; Eurotiales; Aspergillaceae. The transcript has a single exon. Gene Ontology annotation, molecular function: DNA binding.
AUGAUGAACUACGGUGGUCACCCAUUCCACCCUCAACAGCCACAGCAAGGUCAACAGCAGCAGCAGCAGCAACAUCAAGGUGUGCAACCCCAACAUCCGUUGGGUCCACAGCCUCAACGUCAGCAUGCCCAGUCGCCCUUGCUAGGCGCGGGGCCUACCCUUCCCCAGCAUGGUAGCCCGUUCCCGGGCGGUAAGCCGAUUUUCCGGGGACAACCGCAGCAGAACUUUGCCGCGACACAGUCUCCGGAUCUGCGCAAAAUGACGCCGACGUCGGGGUCAUUAGGUGGAUACCCCACCAGCAGCAGUUUUGGCCAAUAUCCUGGACAGUUUGCGGCGCAGAGCUCUCCAGGUUUGAUGUCUCGCAACCCAGAUCCAAUGGCUUUGCAAAAUCUUCACCGUGGGUAUAAUUCAAUUGCCCACCUCAGGCCGCAACCAGGACUUAGUCCUACCACUGGUCUGACCCAUGGGCAUCCCAUGAAUGUUCAAUCGCCGCAGCAAGCCAUGAAUCGAUUACCUCACGCAGGCAUGCAGCAAGGCGACAGCCACACUUCGGCCAGUCCCUCCAUGGCUAGCCCGUCUAUGUUUGCCAUGAAUCAACAGCGACAGCAGCAACCGCAGUCACAGCCGCAAUCGCCGCAGCAGACGCAUCAACAAUUGCAACAUCAGAUUCACCAGCAGCAGCAGUUCCAACAGCAGCAAAGAAUGGAGCAUCAAAAACAGCUUCAGCAACAGCGCAUGGAGCAACAACACCAACAACGCAUGGAACAGCAACGGAUGGAGCAGCAGCAGCGCAUGGAGCAACAGAAGGAGCUGGAACUAGAACAGCAAAAGCUUGAAGAGCAGAAGCUGUUGGAGCAACAGCAACAACGCCUAGAGCAACAGAAGCAGCAUCAGCAGCGCAUAGAACAGCAGAAGCAGCAGCAGCAGCAGCAGCAAUUGGACCAGCAGAGGCUGCAAAAAUUGCAGCAGCAAGCUCAAGUACACAACCCAUAUCAGCAACAGGCACCCUUCCCCCAGCAUACUCAGCCCCCGUUCCAUCCUUCCCAAUAUCAGCAACAUCCAGCUCAAUCGCAGCAUCAAUAUGCCGCUCACCAGGCGCAAUUCACUCAGCAGCAGCAGACACAAUUCCAACAGCCGCACCACACUCAGUUCCAACGUUACCAGCCAGGAACGCAGUCGGCUGCCUUGCCUUCAUCACAGCCAGCGGCACCAGUUGCUCCUACUCCUAUGGUUGCUGAAAGCCCAACCAUGAAGGUCGACGAGUCGAGCUCUGCGCAAAAGAAGAAGGCCAAACCUAAGAAGGCAGCUCCGGCCCCCGCUCCGGCUAUGCCUCAACCCCCUGCUCAGGUCCAGACUCAGCCGCAAGCUCAUGUUCAGCCUCAACUAAACAUUCCUAUGCCGGCUUCUAAUCCAAUGCCCACCCAGACCAAUGGGCAGGUGCAGAUGCCCGCUGUGGCCGCAGCUGGGGGUGAUGCAGUUGCUACUCCGCCUCCUAAGCGUCGUCGGGGACGCCCUCGGAAGGAGGAAGUCGCAGCUAGGCUUGCUGCACAGGCUGCGCAGGCUGCCCAAAAUGGCGAACCUAUCCCAGGAGCACCCCAGUCGGGACAGGCUUCAUUCACGGCAAACAUGACACCAACUGCACCAGGAUCAGUAGCGACCACCACCAAAGGAACACCUAUUAUCGGACCAGAUGGAACUCCUUUGAAGCGGAAACGUGGACGUCCUCGUAAGGCCGAUCAGAUUGCGUGGGCUGCUGCAACCGGUCAGCCUUUACCACCGCCUAAACCACGGAAGCCAGCUUCGGCCAAACCCAAGGCGCCUGGGACCGGUCGACCACGUGGAAGGCCUCGCAAGGCUGAUGUGGCGGCUGCGGCUGCGGCUGCGGCUGCUGCUGCUGCCGCCGCCGCCGGGGACCAGACACAGACAGAGAUUAACUCCCAGUUGGCUGAAGGCACAGAUACAACGAGCACACUGAAACAUGCCACCUCUACGAUAGAUGAGGAGUCGCGCAAACGGCCCUGUCCAACCCCACCACAGAUGCAUCAAGGCCAGUCUUUGCCUCAGCAGCAGCAGAACAUGCACAUGUUCCAGCCAGGUCAGCCUUCCCAACCGCAGCCCGGCCAGCACCUUGGCCAGCCGCAGGUCCAGGACAUGCACCAGCAGCAGAACCCACACAUGUCUCAGUCUGGCCACCUGCCCCACAGUCAGUCUCUGCCGCAGCAGGCGGGCCAGCCGCUUGCCAUGCCACACAUGCAAAUGCACCAUCAUUCUCCUGUCCAUCCUUCGCGACCUCCCCCUCACCAGCCAUAUCUCCAAUCACCUAUGCAGCAACAGAUGCAGCACCCGAUGUCUGAGUCUCCCGUCCACGGGAUGCCAGGACAACAGCGCCGAGCACCAAUUCCUCAACGCAGCCAGGCUCCUCCACCACCUGCCCCGCAGCAUGAGCACCAGCAUACAUUUCAGAUCCAGAUGCAGCCCCAACCUACCUAG